AUGGGUUCAUUGGUGUGGUUCGGCUCAACUGUUUUCCUUUUUAUUUUGCUGGGAUCCAAGACUUAUGGUGCAGAACUAACAGCUGACCAUGUCGGGCAGCAACAUAAUUGUACGUUCAACUACAACAACACUUUGUACUUUUAUGGUCAAGGACUGCAGUCCAGUCCUGCUCUCUAUUAUAUCAAAAUCGACUCUUCUACCCAACCUACUGAAUGGAAAAAGACGUCUUUCCAGCCCCAGGAUGUUGCCUACUGUGGUGUUUCUGAUGGCUCGGCUGUAUUCGUGACCAGUCCACUAAAGAACAAUACUAUACAAACUGUCGAUCUGACACAUUCAACUAUGAAUGUCACCACCACAUUUGGUGUCUUGCCAGAAACACUCGGAAAGCCAGCCAUGCGAUCGGCUGUGGCAAAUGGCACUCUUGUUCUAUUUGAUGGCACAUCUUCGCGUGACACCUGGCUGCUUUCUACCCACGUAGAGCCCAAGAUAUGGACACGUUUGGCGCCGACUGAUCUCACACCACCAAGUACCAAUUUGGGUGAGCUUGUAGUAGCAGGAGCAUUAAUCUACCAUUUUUCUACCGAGUCAAUGUCUACUGGAGGGUAUGCGAUCCAUGUUCAUGCGUUUGAUCCCACACUUGGCCGCUGGACAGGCUACAUCGGGUCGUUUCAUAGUCCGAGCCCCGUUAUUAUAACAGAAGAUGGAAUGGGUCGCGUGUUUGUAUUCUCUGCCGCACCAAAUUAUGUCUGGAACAUCACAAUGUCCGAGUUCGCUUCUCAACCGUUGCAUGUCCAGCCACUCUACUCAGGUAUCGAGACCCCAAGUUCGGACACCAAGGCAGCUAUUGUUACUCUCAACAGCACAAAACAAGUUGUGUUUUAUAAAUUUCUAAAUAACGGGUUAACAUUCUAUGACCCACUUGCCAAUAUCCCUCUCCGCACGUCAGCUUCAGUGUCGAGUCCAUUGGGAACAAAAGAUGAUGAGAAUUUCUGGAACACAAAAGUGGGCCGCCGCCUAGAGAUCGGACUGGGUGUGGGGCUGCCGAUAUUAGUUUUUGGGUUGAUACUGUGCGUGUGCAUAAGACGGAAGAGAAAACAAAACCAAAAGGUUCACGAGACUCCAGAAAUUAUUCAGCCCGAUAAGGAUGAGAUGUCUCUCGCAGAGGAAGCUUUUCAACCCACACCUCUUCCUCAACAUACUGAGGAUGCCGAGACAUGGAGUCGUCGGGUUCUUCGGCUGCUCACCAGUAUUACGCCCGAUCGGUCUGUAUUCUCCAGGCCAGCUGCUCGUGCACCAUCGCGCUCCUCCCGCCGAACUCAGCAAACGCAGGCAAGUUCCAUUACAAAUGGAGCAAGAAGUUCUCGACGAAUUUAA
Molecule: messenger RNA, 1374 nt
Organism: Phycomyces blakesleeanus NRRL 1555(-)
Lineage: Eukaryota; Fungi; Mucoromycota; Mucoromycetes; Mucorales; Phycomycetaceae
Exons: 1
Coding region: 1-1374 (457 amino acids)
Source: RefSeq, a predicted model, not a curated record